Drosophila sulfurigaster albostrigata is the source of this 3115-nucleotide messenger RNA. It is a transcript of the gene Gnf1, whose product is annotated as replication factor C subunit 1. Gene Ontology annotation, biological process: DNA repair; DNA replication. Gene Ontology annotation, molecular function: DNA binding; ATP hydrolysis activity; ATP binding. Gene Ontology annotation, cellular component: DNA replication factor C complex; nucleus. The record is from RefSeq and is a predicted model, not a curated record. NCBI's taxonomy places the organism in Eukaryota, Metazoa, Arthropoda, Insecta, Diptera, Drosophilidae.
AUGCGAUUUAGCGAUUUGCAGGGGGGAAUAGACUCGUUCUUCAAACGGCUACCCGGCAAAAAGACCACUGAUGAAGAUGCGUCUCCAUCGCCAGCACCCAAGAAACGCAAAGCGCGCGUUAUUUCCAGCGACGAGGAUGAAAUACCCGCUAGUCCGCAAGUUAGCAAGCAUGGCAAGGAGUUGAAAAGGUCGCGCAAGGCACUGGACAUCAAAUCGCCCAGCAACGAUAAUAACAACACUGCUGCGAAGAAGCCGUCUUUGUCGAAGCUGAAGCCUUUACAGAAAGUGAAUCCCUCGGAUUUGUUUGGUGGGGAAACUAAACGCAUAGAAGCUUCCAAGCCCAAGGAUCGCAGCAUUGUCGAAAUGGAGGAUGAAUCCAUCGAUCGCAGUCUCAUGGAAGUCGAUGUGGAGCAAGCAACAUCGCCAAAAGAAACCAAAACCCAGAGUCCGCCUGCAAGUCGCAAGCGCAGCCCGAAGCCAACUCCAGAAUCGAAGAGCGCUUCUGCAAAGAAGCCCAAAGCUGCCACACCACGUGCGAAGCAGGAUCUGGAGACAAGUGUUCUCACAGACGAAGACAGACACGAGAGAAAGCGCAUGGCUGCCGUGCUCUAUCAACAGUAUAAGAAUCGCAGCAGCUGCUUGAAUCCGGGCAGCAAAGAAAUACCUAAAGGCUCUCCGGAUUGCCUGAAGGGUUUGACCUUUUUAGUGACAGGCAUACUCGAAUCUAUGGAACGAGAGGAAGCUGCAUCGGUGAUUAAGGGAUUUGGAGGUCGUGUCAUGACUGUGGUGGGCAAGAAGCUCAACUAUUUGGUUGUGGGCGAGGAGGCGGGACCCAAGAAACUCGCACAGGCCGAAGAACACAAUGUGACCAUCUUAAGUGAAGAUGGACUAUUUGAUUUGAUAAGGGAACGAUCUGGCGAAAAGAAAGAUGAAGUCAAGGUAAAGAAGGAAACUGAAGAGAAAAGCAGCACUUUGAAAGUAAAGAAGGAACCUGAAGAGAAAAGCAGCACUUUGAAAGUAAAGAAGGAACCUGAAGAAAGGAAAAGCUCCUCAAAUGUUAAAAAGGAACCUGAAGAGAAGAAAAUGAAGAAGCAAAAUAGUGAAGAAGAUAAACUGCAGCAGAGCAGCAGCUUUAAGAAAGAGGAAAAGAUGCACAGCGUUAAAGUAAAGCAGGAGCACAAAGAAACCGAUUCCACGAUCAAAAAAGAGGACAACAAUAACAUGGACAACGUCAAGCUGGAAGACAGCCUCAACAUGGCCUGGGUGGACAAGUAUAAACCCAACAGCAUCAAGGAUAUUGUGGGCCAAGCUGGACCCUCCAGCAACGUCACCAAACUAAUGAACUGGCUGUCUAAAUGGUAUGUCAAUCACGAUGGCAAGAAGAAGCCUCAACGCCCCAAUCCAUGGGCCAAAAACGACGAUGGCAGCUUCUUUAAAGCAGCCCUGCUCUCCGGUCCGCCAGGCAUUGGUAAGACGACAACAGCGACUCUGGUCACCAAGGAGCUGGGCUUUGAUGCCGUCGAAUUCAAUGCGUCGGACACGCGCAGUAAGCGACUGCUAAAGGAAGAGGUGGCCAGUCUGUUGGGCAACAAGUCACUGUAUGGCUAUGUAAAUGGGCAGUCGCAAGCGGUUUCCAAGAAGCAUGUACUCAUCAUGGACGAGGUAGACGGCAUGGCGGGCAACGAGGAUCGCGGUGGUAUGGCGGAGCUCAUUGCACUGAUUAAGGAGAGUUCGGUGCCCAUUAUUUGUAUGUGCAACGACAGAAAUCAUCCAAAGAUACGUUCUUUGGUCAAUUAUUGUUACGAUUUGCGUUUCCAGCGACCUCGGAUCGAACAGAUCAAAGGACGCAUCAUGAGCAUUUGUUUCAAGGAGAAGCUCAAAAUGACGCCAUCGAAGCUGGAGGAAAUCAUUGCAGCUACCAACAAUGAUAUUCGUCAGACCAUCAAUCAUUUGGCUCUGUUGAGUGCCGGCGAAAAGCUGCCAGAAAUGUCAACCGCAAGCCAUCAGGUUGCGUCCAAAGAUCUAAAGCUGGGCCCUUGGGAAGUGGUGCGCAAGGUUUUUACGGCCGAUGAGCACAAACAAAUGAGCUUCUACGAUAAGUGUGAUCUGUUCUUCCACGACUACAGCAUGGCUCCACUUUUUGUUCAGCAAAACUAUCUGCAAGUUCUGCCGCAGGGCAAUAAAAACGACAUCAUGGCCAAGGUGGCGGCUACUGCGGAUGCUCUCAGCCUGGGCGAGAUGGUGGAUAAGCGUAUUCGUGCCAAUUCCGCAUGGAGUCUGCUGCCCACUCAGGCCGUCUUUAGCUCAGUGCUACCCGGUGAAUAUAUGUGCGGUCAUUUCACUGGCCAAAUCAAUUUCCCUGGCUGGUUAGGCAAGAAUUCCAAGACGACUAAGCGAUCUCGCUUGGCCCAGGAGCUGCAUGAUCACACGCGAGUGUGCACCUCGGGCUCCAAGCUGUCGGUGCGUUUGGAUUAUGCACCGUUCUUGUUGGCCAACAUUGUGCGUCCGCUGGCCAAAGAUGGACAAGAAGGCGUCGCUGCAGCACUAGAUGUGAUGAAGGAUUAUCAUUUGUUGCGCGAGGAUUUGGAUUCGCUGCUCGAACUUACUGCCUGGCCGGGCAAGAAGUCGCCCAUGGAUGCAGUCGAUGGCCGUGUGAAGGCAGCACUCACACGAGCCUACAACAAAGAGGUCAUGGCUUAUUCCUAUUCAGCACAGGCAAAUGUUAAACGGAAGCGUGCCGAGGCAGCUGGUGAUGAAGAAAGCGGUCUGCUGGGAGGCGAAGAGGAUGAGGAGGGUGGCCAAGCGGUUGCAUCGGAUGAUGAUGAUGAUAAAGAUGAUUUGGAGUUGGAUGGACUUAUUAAGGCUAAGAAGAAGCCAGCUGCAAGCAGCACCAGCAAAGCCAGCACUUCAAAAGCAGGUGGCAAAAAAGCAAGCACUGCGUCAAGUGCGGCUAAAUCUAAGGCGAAGCCUAAAAAAUAAGAUACAGCUAACAAAGCACGUUAUUAUUAAGUUGCAUCCACUCAUUGUAAAGUCCCCAUGUGGGCGAUCUACUAUUUUUUUCUCAUAAAUUGUAUGUUAUAUUUAUAUUGAAUCAAUUAAAACUUUUCGCUUUUCA